Rhododendron vialii is the source of this 1001-nucleotide messenger RNA. RefSeq lists its product as uncharacterized. Gene Ontology annotation, cellular component: TRAPPII protein complex; TRAPPIII protein complex; TRAPPI protein complex. Gene Ontology annotation, biological process: endoplasmic reticulum to Golgi vesicle-mediated transport. The transcript has 9 exons. The record is from RefSeq and is a predicted model, not a curated record. The coding region runs from base 181 to 765 and encodes 194 amino acids. NCBI's taxonomy places the organism in Eukaryota, Viridiplantae, Streptophyta, Magnoliopsida, Ericales, Ericaceae.
UUUAAAACAAAACCCUCAGCUAUCGUACUCUUCUUCCUCGAUCUUCAUCGUUACGCCUAUCUCUCUCUUCUCUUCUCUCUACGCCUGAGUUAUCGGCUGCGAGGAGAAGACCGACCUUGCGAUCUCCAUAAUCGAAGCAGAUUUCAGUGAGAGAGAGAGAAGUGAAGAAGGGAGGGAAGGAUGAUCGGAGUGGGGAAGAUCAAGCAAUACACCAAUGUCCUCGACAAGCCCCUCAGCAAGGGCAAACAAGAGGUCAGUUUGAGUGCAUUUUCGUUCUUGUUUUCGGAGCUUGUUCAGUACAAUCAAACCCAAGUCGACAACAUCACAGAAUUGGAAAGAAGGUUGGAGGAUGCAGGCUAUGCUGUUGGUGCAAGGGUAUUGGAACUUCUUUGCCAUCGUGAAAAGGGAAACAGAAGGGAGACACGAUUGUUGGGCAUCUUGUCUUUCGUACACAGCACAGUAUGGAAGGUGUUGUUUGGAAAGGUAGCUGACUCACUUGAAAAGGGCACUGAACAUGAAGAUGAAUACAUGAUUAGUGAGAAGGAGCUCCUUGUGAAUAGAUUUAUUUCGAUACCAAAAGACAUGGGUACAUUUAAUUGCGGGGCCUUUGUGGCAGGAAUAGUUAGGGGUGUUCUGGACAGCGCAGGUUUUCCUGCAGUAGUUUCAGCACAUUUUGUACCUGUUGAGGGUCAGCAACGACCUCGGACAACCAUUUUAAUAAAAUUUGCUGAGGAGGUUCUAAGGAGAGAAGCAAGGCUAGGUUGAUCUUGGGCACGGGUGGCUGAUUUAAUGUUGUAAGUGAUCCACAACAAUAUAGGAAGGAGGCUGAAAUUUGGUGCUGUUUUAUGGAACCAUCCAGGAAAUUUGCAUGAAAAUCCUGUCUAUUGUUUGUUGCUUUUGGCCAUUCAGAUUCCUUUCAAUAGUUAUCCUCUGAUUGUGUAAAAAACCAUGAUAUGUAUGAAACCCAGGUUGAUUGUCUAUCAAGUGAUGGAUUAACAUAA